GACGACGACCAGCUCAUGUCCAUGUUCCCUGACGAGGGUGGGUCCACGGCGCCCGGGUCCGAGAACGGCAGCAGCGACAGCGACGGCGACAAGCGCGGCAAGGAUCGGUACGGUGACGGGCAGAACGACGGAGCCAACGACCUCGAGGAGAAGGCGCCGGGGCAAGCCACGCCGACCUCGUCGACGGAGACGAUCCGAGACCCAAAGAGGGUCAAGAGGAUACUGGCAAACCGCCAGUCGGCUCAGAGGUCGCGGGUGAGGAAGCUGCAGUACAUCUCCGAGCUAGAGCGCUGCGUCACCACGCUCCAGAACGAGGUGUCCGUGCUGUCUCCCCGGGUGGCGUUCCUGGACCAGCAGCGGACCAUCCUCACCGUCGGCAACAGCCACCUCAAGCAGCGGAUCGCCGCGCUGGCGCAGGACAAGAUCUUCAAGGACGCUCAUCAAGAGGCGCUCAAGGAGGAGAUCGAGAGGCUCCGGCAGGUGUACCAGCAGCAGAACCUCAGGAUGUCCUCCGGUGCGGCCGCCGCCGACCAGCACGGCCACGGAGGGCCGCCUCCCGUGCGCCAGGAGAAGGAGCUCAUGAGCUGA
Messenger RNA from Lolium rigidum, 588 nucleotides. RefSeq names its product basic leucine zipper 6-like. The record is from RefSeq and is a predicted model, not a curated record. The transcript has 4 exons. Gene Ontology annotation, biological process: positive regulation of DNA-templated transcription. Lineage: Eukaryota; Viridiplantae; Streptophyta; Magnoliopsida; Poales; Poaceae. Gene Ontology annotation, cellular component: nucleus. Gene Ontology annotation, molecular function: DNA binding; DNA-binding transcription factor activity. Bases 16 to 588 code for a protein of 190 amino acids.